Messenger RNA from Alternaria alternata, 1110 nucleotides. RefSeq lists its product as hypothetical. Lineage: Eukaryota; Fungi; Ascomycota; Dothideomycetes; Pleosporales; Pleosporaceae. The annotation marks the transcript as partial. The transcript is spliced from 2 exons. The record is from RefSeq and is a predicted model, not a curated record.
UUAGAAGAGUUAGGAUCUUUCUUCGAUAUUGACCCUUGGUUCUUUGCUUCCUACGUGCAUCAAACGUGGCGCAAAACCAGCACACAGAGUCCUGCAAACUGCUCUCUGCCUUCGCGCGAGAAGAAACAGAAUUUUCUGCCGCUGCAUUACCAUAGGAUUGUAGCUUUGCAACAGAAAGAUACGACUCUGAGAUCAGUAACGCGUAAUACAAACCAGCAACGCAAGGCAGUCAUACUUCCGUCGCUAGGUGGAGAACGUAUUGGCUUGGUGCAGCAUAGUGCUUCAGUCAUGUUAAUAAAUCCUCCUGGGCAGAUUUGGACCGCCAUCAUCCUCGUCGACCCGCCCAUCAAAAACAACUACAUCCCAUCAAAACGAAAUAGUCGGCUCCCGCCGAACCUAGAUUCAAAAGCUUUCCUUGGCGGAUAUGAAGAUUUCUCUGAUAUUAAAUUUCCAGUCACUCCACGCGAUACUGGAAAUCACCACCAUGUAGCUCAAGCAUCUGAUCGAGCGAUGCUUGACGAGCUCGUCUACUACUGGACACACCAACGUCCUCAAGUCUUCGACCCUUCCGCCCCAGCGCUCCAGCACUUCUCCUACUACCCUCUUAAGAUCGUCGCUGCCGAAUGGGUAAACUACAUCGCCGCCCUAGGCCUCAGUCUACGCGAAUAUGAACUUCGCACUUCGUUAACGGGCAACCUAGUUGCUGAGCUGGAAUCUCUCAACACGAACCUCCGAAUCCUACAGGGCUGGCGCCGCCGCAUUCUCUCGACACAAGCUAAAUUGCAGCGCAACAUGCGCUUUAUCAGAACGCGCUCAAAUAGUUCUUCUACUGAGGACUGGAAAGAUCUGUUAGAAGAUUACGAGUUCUUGGCAACCGAAGUGGCGAAUUAUGGCGAGAAACUGGAGGCUAUGGUACCACUUGUCACAUCUGCGGCUGCGCUAAUUGAGAGUCGAAGAGCGUUGACGGAGACGGAAAACGUGACGCGGCUCACUGCGUUGGCGGUGAUUUUUAUCCCACUGAGUUAUGUAGCGGCACUGUUCAGUAUGGCAGACGCUUUUGCUCCAGGGGGGCAGUUGUUUUGGGUGUACUUUGUGACAGCAGUGCCUCUG